Messenger RNA from Solanum dulcamara, 687 nucleotides. RefSeq names its product putative cysteine-rich receptor-like protein kinase 9. NCBI's taxonomy places the organism in Eukaryota, Viridiplantae, Streptophyta, Magnoliopsida, Solanales, Solanaceae. The transcript has a single exon. The record is from RefSeq and is a predicted model, not a curated record. Bases 1 to 687 code for a protein of 228 amino acids.
AUGGGGAUUACAGCUAUGAGUUUCUUGAAAUGGCUGGUCAUUUUAAUGUUCCAAUUUUAUUACCUUUUCGACCUCAGCAUAGCCCAGCCAAAUUUUACUUCUUUUGCAUAUAGUACAGAUUCUAAUAAUACUGAGUUCUCCCCAAAUAGUUCAUAUGACACUAACCUCAAUACAAUCCUCUCCUCUGUUUCACGGAAUAUGGAUGAAUUUGGAUUCUAUAAUUCUUCCACAGGCCUAAACUCCGACACGGUUAGUGUCAUCGCGCAAUGUAGAGGAGAUGUACAAUUACAGGCAUGUCGUGAUUGUAUAAAUGCUGCGACACCUAAGAUUUUAGAGGCAUGUCCUUACAUGAAAUCGGCCUUUGGUUAUUAUGAUCGUUGUAUGCUACGAUAUUCAAAUGAGUCUAUUAUAGGCAUCGCUACAACUGAACCAGGAAGAAUUUUAUCUAACACGGUAAAUGCCUCGAGUCCCGAUGAGUUUAUGCAAGAUCUAAGAACCUUGUUAGAAAGUUUACGAAAUCAAGCUUCACGGGGCGGUAAGCAGAAGUAUGCUAGUAAUAGUACUAAGGGCCCUGAUUUUCAGACUAUAUAUGCACUUCUACAGUGCACUGCGGAUUUAACAGCUCAAGAUUGCUUCAGUUGUUUAGACACUGGCUUUAGAAGUUUACCCAAACUGUUCCUGUUAUAG